UCUCACGCAGCAGCCCUUCGUUCUCCGUUUCAAUAACCCCUGCAUCAAUGGCUAAAGGCCCAGCAUUCUACGCCGUAAGAGUUGGACGUAGUCCUGGCGUUUACUCCACCUGGGACGACUGCGAAGAACAAAUCAAAGCCUUUCCCGGAGCUAAAUACAAGAAAUUUCCGACGGCACAGCUGGCGCAAGAGUUCAUCACUGGCACAUCAGGAGGAUCAGCAGACACCGCUCAUUCAUCAGCGCAAACCAUCUCAACUGCCACAAGCAGAUCAAAUUCAGUACCAUCAACAUCUGAGACAUCUCCUGUUGCCAGCAUUCAGGGUGAAAUCACCAUCUUCUCGGAUGGUGCAUGCAAAGGCAACGGCAAGACUAGAGCCGUGGCAGGAGUCGGGGUAUGGUGGGGUCACAACGAUCCAAGAACGCUGUCCAGGCAAACAAACCAACAACCGCGCAGAGCUUAUCGCUAUUGUGCGGGUACUUGAACAAUCACAGACUGAGACGAACCCUCUCCGCAUCAAAACUGAUUCUAGAUAUUCAAUAAACUGUGUGACGCAAUGGCUGCAAAAGUGGGCGGUCAACGAUUUUAAGACUGCCAAAGGUACUCCGGUGGAGAACGCAUCCCUCAUCAAGUACCUUGCGAGACUUCUUGAACGUUCGGAUCGGCUUGGACGAAAGAUAAACCUUGAAUACGUUCAGGGACACGUAGGUAUCGAAGGGAAUGAAGCAGCGGACCGUCAGGCAAAUAUUGGUGCUACACUUCCAGAGCUUCCGGAACGUGACUGGGAGACUCUGGAGAAAAUCUUGACCAACAAAAUGAACGCCGAGUUGAAGAAAAUGAAGCAUCGGCCAGAACAACCUGCCACUCCUGCCCCGCAGUUGUCUAAAGAAGAAACAGCUUUCUAUGCUGAUGGGCUGUUAGACGACGACGACAUUGAGCUCGAUCUCCUCUGAUAUGUUUCGCGUUGAUUUUGACUCUGCAAACAUAUAUCUUGCGUUCAUUUCUUGGCUCUCCCACACAUGUAUACUUUUUAGCAGCGCGAUGUAUAUAGAGACCACCCAGGUCCUAGUAAUGCGACGAUGAUCUCAUUGCGCAGUUGUACAAAUGCAUGCCACUAAGGUUAAGUAGAACAGCAAAGCAAACAAACAGAUAAUAAAUCAGAAAA
Messenger RNA from Guyanagaster necrorhizus, 1163 nucleotides. RefSeq names its product ribonuclease H-like protein. Bases 343 to 951 code for a protein of 202 amino acids. Gene Ontology annotation, biological process: DNA replication, removal of RNA primer. NCBI's taxonomy places the organism in Eukaryota, Fungi, Basidiomycota, Agaricomycetes, Agaricales, Physalacriaceae. The transcript is spliced from 6 exons. The record is from RefSeq and is a predicted model, not a curated record. Gene Ontology annotation, molecular function: RNA-DNA hybrid ribonuclease activity; nucleic acid binding.